This is a messenger RNA of Saccostrea cuccullata (small rock oyster), 948 nucleotides long. RefSeq names its product serine/threonine-protein phosphatase 6 regulatory ankyrin repeat subunit B-like. NCBI's taxonomy places the organism in Eukaryota, Metazoa, Mollusca, Bivalvia, Ostreida, Ostreidae. Gene Ontology annotation, cellular component: nucleus. The record is from RefSeq and is a predicted model, not a curated record. Bases 46 to 753 code for a protein of 235 amino acids. Gene Ontology annotation, molecular function: protein binding. The transcript has 9 exons.
UAAGAUUGACAGAGACAACUCGGAGCGUGAUUGACAACACAUAAAAUGUCAGAAGAUUUCACCGUCUUGAGAGAUUUACAAACACAUUUACGAACGGCUCAAGUGCCAUUUGAACAGCUUUCAACAUUAGCGCAACAGGGAGAUGAUCUGCACUGGACAUUGCCCAAGGGAGAUUAUCAGCUGGUGGAGAAAUUUCUAACAGAGAACAUACGUCUACAGGGAUCAGGACCUGAGGUUCUUCAGAGUCAGCUGUAUAUAUCAUGCUUUUGGGGAAUGAGAGAUAUUGUUCAGCAACUCUUAUCAAGAGGAGUUGAUGUUAACUUUAAAAACAAGGGAACCCUGUGGACCCCCCUUCAUGCUGCUACAUUUCAGGAACACGGACCUGUUGUCAUGGUGCUUUUAGAAAAUGGAGCCAAUCCAGAAAUUCCAGACUCAGAGGGCAGAACACCCAAGGACUUCGCCUCGGCUUCAGACAAAGUCUGGCCUCACUUUGCGGCCUUGGGAUUAGAAAGAACACCGAGAUGGGAGCUCAUUGAGAAAAGUGUCAUUAAAAAGGCUCCAGGAGGUCCAGCUGUAUAUGACAGUCAGCCCAGAAGAAGUAUUAGAAUGGCUUCGGACAGUCGCCCCGAGUCAGCGUACGCUUACAACAGUGACCCGUUCAUCCACGCGGCAGUGACGGGCGAUGUCCUAGCGGACCAGGAAGAGGCUACCUCUAACUCAAAGGACCAACCACAGUUCUCCAUGUGGAGGUGAUAAUCAUAGAUAUCUUAUAGUGAACUUUGACCUAAUGAUAUGAUCAGCUGCAGUUUUCUAUACUGAGGUGAUAUUAAUAGUUAUCUUAUUGUGAACUUUGACCUUAUGAUAUGUUCAGCUCAAGUUCUCCAUAUUGAGGUGAUAAAAUACAAUGUAGUUAUCUUAUCAUGAAUUUUGACCUUAUGAUAUGACCAA